GAAACACUGUCCCUGCGAGUUCUGUAAGUUCCCUGCAAUCUGUACACAAGAAGGGAGAAAGAGAGGGAGAAAGACAGAGAGACAAGGGAUCAGGUAAACCUCGGGGGCGGCUGCAGCCACUCAGACUCAGGAGCUGGAAAAUUGCUAAGGAUGCAGAAGGAACUGAAGAUGGUCAAAGACGAAGAUGUGCAUUUCAGUUUGGGUGUGAAGAGGGCCCCCUCCUUUCCCCACGGCCUUCAGCCCGUGGUUUCCCGAGGGAAGGCUCCCCCAGGACACCCCUUCCCGGAAGCUCUCCGGGGGCCGUUUUCCCAGUUCCGGUACGAGCCUCCUCCAGGAGAGCUAGACGGAUUCCCAGGGGUCUUUGAAGGAGGAGGGUCUCGCAAACGCAAGAGCAUGCCCACCAAGAUGCCCUAUAACCACCCCGCGGAAGACGGGGCUCUCGCCCUGCACCCCGAGGAGAACAAGAACCCGGGGGCCCCGGACCUCCCCCUGCUCUUCCCGCCGCCGCCGCCACCGCGGCCCAAGUACGACUCGCGGAUGAUCGACCUGUGUAACGUGGGCUUCCAGUUCUACCGCAGCCUGGAGCACCUGGGCGGCAAGGCCGUCAAGCAGGAGCCCGUGAAGCCCAGCGCCGUGUGGCCUGCGCCCGCGGCCCCUCCGUUCCUGCCCGCGCCCUACCCCUACUACCCCAAGGUGGCCCCGGGCCUCGUGUUCCCCUUCUUCGUGCCCUCGGCCUCACCCUUCCCCUUCAGCCGGCACACCUUCCUGCCCAAGCGGCCGCCGGAGCCGCCGCUGCCCCGCAAAGCCGAGCCGCCCGAGAGCGAGGAGACCAAGCAGAAGGUGGAGCGGGUGGACGUGAACGUGCAGAUCGACGACAGCUACUAUGUGGACGUGGGCGGCGCGCAGAAGCGCUGGCAGUGCCCCACCUGCGAGAAAUCCUACACCUCCAAGUACAACCUGGUGACCCACAUCCUGGGCCACAGCGGCAUCAAGCCGCACGCGUGCAGCCGCUGCGGGAAGCUCUUCAAGCAGCUGAGCCACCUGCACACCCACAUGCUGACGCACCAGGGCACCCGGCCUCACAAGUGCCAGGUGUGCCACAAGGCCUUCACGCAGACCAGCCACCUGAAGCGUCACAUGAUGCAGCACAGCGAGGUGAAGCCGCACAGCUGCCGCGUGUGUGGCCGCGGCUUCGCCUACCCCAGCGAGCUCAAGGCUCACGAGGCCAAGCACGCCAGCGGGCGGGAAAACAUCUGCGUGGAGUGCGGCCUCGACUUCCCUACGCUGGCCCAGCUCAAGAGGCACCUCACCACGCACCGGGGCCCCAUCCAGUACAACUGCUCCGAAUGCGACAAGACCUUCCAGUACCCCAGCCAGCUGCAGAACCACAUGAUGAAGCACAAGGACAUCCGGCCCUACAUCUGCUCCGAGUGUGGCAUGGAGUUCGUGCAGCCCCACCACCUCAAGCAGCACUCCCUCACCCACAAGGGCGUGAAGGAGCACAAAUGUGGGAUCUGCGGGCGGGAGUUCACGCUGCUGGCCAACAUGAAGAGACACGUGCUGAUCCACACCAACAUCCGCGCCUACCAGUGUCACCUCUGCUACAAGAGCUUUGUGCAGAAACAGACCCUCAAGGCACACAUGAUUGUCCACUCGGACGUGAAGCCCUUCAAAUGCAAGCUCUGCGGGAAGGAGUUCAACCGGAUGCACAACCUCAUGGGCCACAUGCACCUGCACUCUGACAGCAAACCCUUCAAGUGCCUCUACUGCCCCAGCAAGUUCACCCUGAAGGGGAACCUGACACGCCACAUGAAAGUGAAGCACGGGGUCCUGGAGCGGGGCCUCCAUUCUCAAGGUUUUGGAAGGGGGAGAAUUGCGCUGGUGCCGACCGCGGGGGCCCUGCGGAGCCUGGAGCAGGAGGAGCCCUUCGAUCUGUCCCAGAAGCGCCAGGCCAAGGGGCCAGCCUUCCAGUCGGACGGGGAGAGCGCCCGGGGCAGCUCCUGCCACGAGGAGGAGGACGAAGACAACUGCUACGAGGUGGAGCCGGACAGCCCGGGCCCCGGGCCCCGCGGCCCGCCGCUCUGCGCGCCGCAGGACCUGUCUGCCAAGCCGGAGCCGGGCCCUGGGGAGGAGGCGCCCGCCGAGGAGGCCUCGCCUCCGGGGGCCCGCCCGCUGAAGAGCCGCGACAGCCUGGGGCCCGAGGGCGGCCCCGAGCGAGAGUUCGCCCGCAGAGACGAGCGGCCUGGCCUCCGGGUCCUGCCGAGCACCCGGAGGGGCCCAGCCUUUUCUGAUUACUUGUACUUCAAGCACAGAGAUGAGCGUUUAAAAGAAUUACUGGAGAGGAAAAUGGAAAAACAAGCAGUGCUUUUGGGGAUCUAAAUGGACGGUUUAAGAAUUACACUUGGAAAAUGAGAGCUAGGCAGUGCAGAUACAGCUUUCCGCAUGAGCUCUCAUUUGCUGGAGACGAGAAGGGCAUGAAUCUUGACA
Budorcas taxicolor (takin) is the source of this 2487-nucleotide messenger RNA. RefSeq names its product zinc finger protein 366 (gene ZNF366). The record is from RefSeq and is a predicted model, not a curated record. The transcript has 5 exons. Gene Ontology annotation, biological process: regulation of transcription by RNA polymerase II. Gene Ontology annotation, molecular function: RNA polymerase II cis-regulatory region sequence-specific DNA binding; DNA-binding transcription factor activity. The coding region runs from base 151 to 2379 and encodes 742 amino acids. Lineage: Eukaryota; Metazoa; Chordata; Mammalia; Artiodactyla; Bovidae.